Messenger RNA from Ruditapes philippinarum (Manila clam), 1896 nucleotides. RefSeq names its product pseudouridylate synthase RPUSD2-like. The transcript is spliced from 11 exons. Gene Ontology annotation, biological process: pseudouridine synthesis. Bases 66 to 1832 code for a protein of 588 amino acids. The record is from RefSeq and is a predicted model, not a curated record. Gene Ontology annotation, molecular function: pseudouridine synthase activity; RNA binding. Lineage: Eukaryota; Metazoa; Mollusca; Bivalvia; Venerida; Veneridae.
CUUUUUCGUCAUUUUAUUUCUUUGGGUUGUAUUGUUAACAAUAUGGCAGCGCCCAUGUAAACGUGAUGAUUUUACAAAGAACAUCCUUAAAUUUACGUAAUAUUCCAACAUUUAACGUCACAAGAAUGUCUUCUGAGAGUAUGAAUGUAAAACAACGGAAGAAAGACUACGAGGAGGGAAUAUCCCUCCGAGCACAGAGAAGGAAACGAGCAUUUGUUUUAUACAGCAAGCAACAUAAAGAUGAUAAAGUAUGGAAAACAUCUGCGGACUUGGAACGUGAAACCUCGUACUAUAUAGAAAAUGGUUUAAGAAAAGUGUACCCAUAUUAUUACUCAUUUGGUAGUUUCAUCAAGGGGAGGUGGAUAGGAAAAACUGUAAUGGAAGUUUAUAAAUCAGAAUUUUAUACUUCCGGAGUUGAUCCUGUAAAAGAGUUUGAUAAUGGAAAUUUAACUGUGAAUGGGAAAAAAGUUCCGGUAGACUUUGUUCUAAAAAAUGGCAUGAGGAUGGAGCAUAGAUGUCACAGACAUGAGAUGCCAGUGUUAGACGUACCUAUAGAUAUAAUUGACGAUACCGAAGAACUUGUUGUUGUCAAUAAACCAGCCUCGAUCCCGGUUCACCCGUGUGGUAGAUACAGAUACAACUCUAUCACUAUGCUGCUCAAAUAUGAAUAUGGAUAUGACAAUCUCAGGAAUCUGUAUAGGCUGGACAGACUUACCUCAGGGGUGUUGAUAUUUCCUAAAACCACAUCAGUGUCAAAGAAAUUAGAGAAACAGUUACAGGAUAAAGAACUACAUAAGGAAUAUGUGUGUAGAGUGGUAGGAAAAUUUCCCGAUGGGGAAGUUGUAUGUAAUGAGCCUUUAGGCAGUAUGUCUCUUUCAAUAGCUUUAUGUAAAGUGGAUCCAAAUGGAAAGGAAAGUUCAACAACCUUUACAAGACUAAGUUAUAAUGGGAAAACAAGUGUUGUGAAAUGUGUUCCACAUACUGGUAGGACCCAUCAGAUAAGAGUUCACCUUCAGUUUUUGGGUCAUCCAAUAUGUAAUGAUCCAUUAUACAACAGUCCAGCAUUUGGUCCAAACAGAGGAAAGGGUGGAAUGUUAGAAAGGACUGAUCAAGAGAUUGCUCAAGAUAUUAUGAAAAUAAGCAAUAUUGGAGUGUGGAAAAUUGGUGACAAUCCAAAAUACAUAGAGAAAUUUGGUAAUAAAAUUGGCAAAGACAGUCUAGUUUCAUCAGGUGUUGAAAGAACUAGUUCUGCAAAUCAGGAGUCUGAGAAAACUGCAGAUUCUGAUAAAGUGAUUGAAGAGGGACAAGAAUGUAAUGAAUCUUGUGGUAAAAAUAUAGACAAUGGAUCAGAACAACCUUGUAAAAGAGUUAAACUUGAAGAUGGUUCAGCUAAAUGUUCAGAUGCUUCAGAAACAUCAGAUGAAUCUAGUGUUAAAGCAGAAUGUGAUGUCAUUGAAACGGAUGAGUCUAAAGACGAUAUAAAAGAAGUUGUUAGUACCGUUGAUGAUUCGGAUACUUCUAAGAAUGUCCAGAAUGAUGAUAGUAAUAUAGAUAAGUGUGAUGGAACGUCAUCUUGUUCAGCAGUUAAAGAAGAGGGUAGUGAUAUUGCACAGGUUGAAAUGGUUGGUAAAGUGACAGAUGCACAACUUGUUGAAAGUAAAAUGACAAUUGAUGAGCUUUGUGUAGAAUGCAAAUAUUUAUACCAGGAGCCUAAGCUAGAGGAACUUAUUAUAUAUCUACAUGCUGUUAGAUACAGGGGUCCAUCCUUUGACUAUAGUGCACCCCUACCAGACUGGGCAAGUGAAGAUUUUGGAGAUGAACAUUUUACAUGAAAAUUUGUAAACUUCGUACAUUGUAUAUUGAUUAUUGUAUAAUUCAAUAAAUUAUUAUACACUA